Molecule: messenger RNA, 3133 nt
Organism: Paramuricea clavata
Lineage: Eukaryota; Metazoa; Cnidaria; Anthozoa; Malacalcyonacea; Plexauridae
Source: the annotation of a GenBank genome assembly
AUGGCGUCCUCGAAGGAGUGCACAAAAGUGAGUGUUAUUUCGGUCAAUCUACAUGGUUUCUCGCAGAAUUUUUUGCUCAGUAAAAUGAGAAAAAUUUCCUAGGACAUUUGUUUUGGUUUGUGUGAAAUUCGAUCGGUUUCACAUACGUAUUUGUUGACAUAUUUUGAUGCAAACGCGAUCGUAAUUUUACGAUCACUUGACCGUGUCAAAUUUGAAUAUCGCACGAUAAAUAUACAAAGAAUUUGAGCAUCUAUUGAUGUUUUAUUCAUAUUUUUUGCUUUAGAAUCUUCGUCCCAUAUUCUUAAAAGACUCGAGGGGAGAGUUGACCCUAAACUACACGGAGGAAGCGCGACGUUUCAGGAAUAUUUGUAAGUCGUCGAGCGAAAGCACACAGCUUUGUCUGGAUGCAACGACAGUCCGAACAAACGCGGAGGCCGAAGUUCGACGGCUCGGAGGGAGCGUGAGCGACGAAAUAAAUGUCCUUGGCCAAUAUAUUCUGCAGUUUGGCAUGUUCAAAGGCCAGUCCUUCAAAUGGCUGCUGGAAAACGGCAUUGGAUAUGCUGGCUGGUUGGUGGAUAACAUGCGAUUUGAGCCUGUGACUACAGCACCGUUGUCCAUCAACAAGAACGAAUUUAAAAAAUACUUGAACAGCUUUGCGGAAGGUCGCAGCGUUGUGGCAACAAAGAAGCAAGAACGGCUGAAGAAAAUAGGUAAGAUAUAAAACUACAGUAUGUAUAUUUCAAAAGAUAUGAGAAUAUUUAAAAUUAUUAAGUGAAUAUGUCAAAUAUGUGCUCUGCUUGUGUUAUUCAUAUGUCUAGAGUAAGUCAUAUGUUUCAUGUUUGUAUCAUUGUAUUUAGAAACAUCAACUGCCAUGUUAUCGUCCCGCAGCCCUGCAGCGAUCGCAGCCCAGCUGAAGAGGAGGUUCUCCCAUGCGACCAUUCAACCAAACGUGCCUCUGAAAGGUUUGUGUGUUUUAAUGUCAAAACUAUAUAUUAUAAUAGGCUGAAGAUAUUAUAAAAUUAUAGACCGCAAAAUCAAAACAAUUUCAAUUUCUCUAACACAGUUAAAGCGGUUCAGUCGCCUGUAGAUAUUGUGCCAGAUGACAUUCCACAUGACGAACUGCUUUCGACAGUCGCCAGGGUUGAAGCUGCUGCUGCUGCACAAGAGAAAUCGAUAGGUUUGAAAAAAUUUAUUUGAGUGAUUUUUGAUAGAAUUUAUUUAGUGAUUUGCAGAUUCAGUAUUAUAGGAAGUUGUAUCUUAAAGGUAGCAUAAAUUUCUUGUAGGCACUGCAACCAAAUCUAGUGAGAGUAGUGUGUGCUUGAUUGAUGGUUGGAAGCAGACCUUGCCAGCCGUCAACCACCAGUGGGUGUCCUCUGCCUUGUUUAAGAUGUCGAACAAAGGGAAACCUUCGUUUGACAGUGCAAAGGUCACCCAAAUGUGGUUCUACCCCCCUCCACCAUCCCUCCUACCUAGCCAACCACCAUCUGUGAGCAGGUAUUUUGCCCAACGCUUGCUAGUCUGGAUGCCGAGAAAGAUGUGGCAAGUGAAGCUGCACUGUCCGCACCCUGAAUGUGAGCAACACCCGUUGACGAGUGCCGGUGUGUACCCGAGAGUGAGACAGGUGCUGGAUGUGGAUGGCUAUUACAUUCUGGCAGCAGAGUACUUGGAGUGUCUCAAAUGUGGCAGGAAGCUGAUCAGUUGGAGUCCGGCAAUCAUCAAACAACUUGAUGUUGGACACCAGCUGCAGUUUCCGGUCUUGAUGACACACAAGUACGCCUGUGAUGUUAGGGUUGUGCGCCUACUGCGGCAGAGGGGACUUGGAAACAGCUCCACCCAGCUCUUCUGCAAAUUGGAGGAACAACACGAAGAGGCAUGGCUGAUAAAGUGUGCCCAGUACCUUUCAGAUUGCCAGCAUUUCACCAAGGCCUGCGCUCGGGGGAUUAUUACCCUCUUCAACCCCGAAAACCCACCACAGCGAACUCCUGUCCCAAAGCCCAAUUGGCUGUUGACGAGCUAUUGUCAGGAUGUCCUUUCCCGUGUCGAUGAGGUCAAGGCUCAGAUUACAUCCAUCUUUGGAAGAGUUCUUAAAAUCGACUUAACGAAAAAGGUGAGUUUUCUUUCCAAAAACUUAUCAAACUCUAUGUAGGAUCAAAUAGUAAUAACACAAUAUUCAAGCGUGGUUGCUCAGAAGGGAGUCAUUUGAGGGUUCAAAUCCUUCACCAGGCAAAAGUGUGUUAUAUUAUUUCCUACCAUAGAGUUAUGGAUUCUAUAUCUAAUUACCAACUACCAAAAUAAAUAAUUUUAUAAAAAUAAAUCAGUUUUGUAAUAUGGAUUAUUCUGUUAAAAGAUUGUCAAGAAACUCGCCGGGAAUGCUGCAUUCACUGCUGCAUGGGCUACCAACGUCGGCAACGAGUUUGGUCAGGUAUUGGUGAGUGUCCUUACUGCUGCUGAGGGUAAUGGCCUGAACGACAUGGCAGCUGGUCUCGUUGGCCGUUACGAGAAAGCUGGUGUGAGUCCCCCGGAACUUAUUUACACGGAUCGCGAUUGCUGUGGUGCAGGCGGAAUCAAAGCCAUGUUUCCUGAAUGGAGUGACAUAUGUGUGAGGUUGGACAUAUGGCACUUCAUGAGGAGGAUUGCUUCUGCCUGUACCACAGAGUCGCAUCCGUUGUACGCAACGUUCAUGGGGCGACUCUCCCAGUGUAUAUUUGAAUGGUCAACGGAGGAUCUUGAGAACCUGCAAAUCGCAACGUCGAAAGACCUGGGCGUUGAAAAAGAUCAUCCGCUGGUAUUCCAGGCAAUCUCGAAGAAAUCCCUGGCCCGCCAUUGUCGUCGCCGUACUCGUGGUGUCGAGAAAACCGCUACCCUGCUAGCUGAACUGAUACACGUCUUCUCUGGCGACCAAGGCAAAGAUACUCUCGGUGUGCCGCUCCUGGACAGUGACAAGAUAUGGGAGAUCUGGCAGUCGCAGGAGCACCACAUUGCAUGUUUACAAGAUCCCGAUGGUGUUCAAUUAUACACCCAAACUGGGACUGUGGUGAAAGGUUUGUUUGUCACUGAACUAUCAUCAAAUAUCGUAGGUGUAAGUAUAGUUGACAAAGUAGUUAAUAACUGUUACCACUCUAUACUUAAUUAA